Pteronotus mesoamericanus is the source of this 4287-nucleotide messenger RNA. It is a transcript of the gene SLC16A2, whose product is annotated as solute carrier family 16 member 2. The record is from RefSeq and is a predicted model, not a curated record. Lineage: Eukaryota; Metazoa; Chordata; Mammalia; Chiroptera; Mormoopidae. Gene Ontology annotation, biological process: thyroid hormone transport; transmembrane transport. Gene Ontology annotation, cellular component: membrane. Gene Ontology annotation, molecular function: monocarboxylic acid transmembrane transporter activity; thyroid hormone transmembrane transporter activity. The coding region runs from base 143 to 1750 and encodes 535 amino acids. The transcript has 6 exons.
CUCGAGGGGCCGUCUGUCGCGGGACAGGCUGGCCAGCUGGGGCGAGGAGCCGGGAGGAGGAGGCAGUGGCGGCAGCAGCAGAAACAAGCACCAGCCACACAGCGGCUUCUCCGGCCCGAGCAGCCACAGUCCCCUGGCCGCGAUGGCGCUGCAAAGCUCUGCAAGCGAGGAAGCCAAGGGGCCCUGGAGGGAGGCAGACCAGGAACAGCAGAAGCGGGUGGGUAGCCCUGAGCCGGAGCCGGAGCCCCAGCCGGAGCCCCAGCCGGAGCCCCAGCCGGAGCCCCAGCCGGAGCCCCAGCCCCUACCAGACCCUGCCACUCUGCCGGAGCUGGAGUUUGAGCCUGAGCUGGUGCACGAAUCCGAGCCCACGCCCACCGUGGAGACCCGUGGUACAGCGCGCGGCUUCCAGCCUCCCGAAGGUGGCUUUGGCUGGAUGGUGGUCUUCGCUGCCACCUGGUGCAACGGCUCUAUCUUUGGCAUCCAGAACUCCUUCGGGAUCCUCUACUCCAUGCUGCUGCAGGAGGAAAGAGAGAAGAAUCGCCAAGUGGAGUUCCAAGCAGCAUGGGUAGGAGCCCUCUCAAUGGGCAUGAUCUUCUUCUGUUCUCCCAUUGUGAGUAUAUUUACUGAUCGUUUGGGCUGCCGAAUCACAGCAACUGCAGGGGCUGCUGUCGCUUUCAUCGGCCUCCAUACCAGCUCCUUCACCAGCUCAUUGAGCCUGCGUUACUUCACCUAUGGGAUUCUCUUUGGUUGUGGCUGUUCCUUCGCCUUUCAGCCAUCUCUCGUCAUACUGGGCCACUACUUCCAACGCCGCCUGGGUCUGGCCAAUGGUGUAGUGUCUGCUGGGAGUAGCAUCUUCUCCAUAUCCUUCCCCCUUCUCAUCAAAACACUGGGGGCUAAGAUAAAGCUCGCCCAAACCUUCCAGGUGCUGAGUACCUUCAUGUUUAUUCUUACGCUGCUUUCACUCACCUACCGGCCCCUCCUGCCCAGCUCCCAGGACACCCCAAGCAAGAGAGGUGUCCAUACCGUGUGCCAACGCUUUCUGGCUCAACUCAGGAAGUAUUUCAACAUGCGAGUGUUUCGCCAACGUACCUACCGCAUCUGGGCCUUUGGGAUUGCUGCUGCUGCCCUUGGCUACUUCGUUCCCUAUGUACACCUGAUGAAGUAUGUGGAAGAGGAGUUCUUGGAAAUCAAGCAGACCUGGGUGCUCUUGGUGUGUAUUGGGGCUACCUCAGGCCUCGGGCGCCUUGUGUCAGGCCGUGUCAGUGACUCCAUUCCUGGACUUAAGAAGAUCUACUUGCAGGUCAUCUCCUUCCUGCUCUUGGGCCUGAUGUCCAUGAUGAUUCCCCUGUGCCGGGGCUUCGGGGGCCUCAUCGUUGUCUGCCUCUUCCUGGGCCUGUGUGAUGGCUUCUUCAUCACCAUCAUGGCCCCCAUCGCAUUUGAACUGGUGGGCCCAAUGCAGGCCUCACAGGCCAUUGGCUACCUCCUGGGAAUGAUGGCCCUGCCGAUGAUUGCUGGGCCCCCCAUUGCAGGCCUCCUCCGCACCUGUUUUGGGGACUACCAUGUGGCCUUCUACUUUGCUGGUGUGCCCCCAAUAAUUGGAGCUGUAAUCCUCUUCUUUGUCCCUCUGAUGCAUCAAAGGAUGUUCAAGAAAGAGCAAAGGGAUUCCAGCAAGGACAAGAUGUUGGCCCCUGACCCAGAACCCAGUGGGGAGCUACUGCCAGGCUCCCCCGCCCCUGAGGAACCAAUCUAAUGCCUCUUCCUUGUCAUUGUGUGCUCCUCUCCAAACCCUACCCUUCACCCCACCCUGCUCAGCAUUUACAUUUUUGCCACCAGCACACUUGUUCCCAAACCUAUGCACACAGCAUUUCAGCCACCUGACCAUCCCUUUGGAGCCAAAGCUCCAGGUGUUCCAAACUUAGUAACCAAAUUUUCUUUGUGAAUGCCUUCAAACUUGCCAGGGUCUUUCUCCCAGGAUCUAGAAAAGCUUUGGAUCAACCCCUGGCCUUUGGAACCUCUCCCUAUACUUUCUAACCCCUCGGGGAGGAGGGGCAUGGGGCCUCUUGGCUCCAGCUUGUUAGCCACCCAAUAGAAGCAACUGUCAAAGGUGCUACCGUGUCCUCAGGAGCCUGGUGGGAAGAUCCAAGCCUCUGUGUGCUGAGAAACUCCUUGCCAUCUUACCUUAGGAGCCACUGAUGGAGGGAGGAGGAGGGCAGAGAGAUAAAAUGAAACAAGGAGCCUUGUUUAACCUUAGAAUUUCUGAGGGACAUGGCUUCCCAAGAACUGUGGGUGCUGUUAGUUUACAAGUGUAUAGAUAGUCUCCCCAUUAUCUGGUUGGUUAACAGUCUGCCUCCUUCUUCCCUUCCUCCUUUUUUCCCCUCUGUUUCCUCCUCAUUUCUCUUCCCUUUCUGUUUCUUUUUAUGACUGUCAUAGACACAUGGGUGCUUAAAUAAAGGAGGGACCCAGAGCUCGGGCCAAUCAGCCUUACCUUGGCCCAGCCCACCCUUAAUAGUAGCAUCAGUCCCACUCAUCUCAGGCUGAGCCAUACCUCACCUUUUGGCUCAAGCUGCUAUAAUCAUAGACUGGAAGAGUAGAAUAUCACAUAGGGAAGGGGCCUUAAACAGCACUCACUACUUUUUACAGAUUUCCCAGAUCAAUGCAUUAAUCUGCACGCCCAUAACCCCAUUCUUGUAUCCAUCUGUCAAAAUGUGAAGAAAUCCCUUUCAUCUCAGUAGGCAGAGAAGGUCUGAUGACAGGGAGAUGGCAUGGUAUGGGGAAGGGGCAAUAGUUAUUGACCUGGUGAAGUCAAUAUUUCCACCUGGGCUAGGCCAGGAAAGAGACUGUUGUAGGGAAAAUUCAAUUUCCAACUUGGAUCCCCAAAAGUAUAGGCAGCAGCUACACAAAGCUUUGGGCAGUUUCUUUUAAGAAGUAAACUUAAGGUUACUUCUUGGUAAAAAAGUUGGUAAAGGUUAGUAAAACUUUGCUAACCUUUACCAACCAAUGUGCAUCCUGGGUCACUCUGGCUGGCUGGCAUUAAACAUGCCAGGAAAUGUAGACUCUGGACCACUUGCACCUUCUAAAAUAGCUGCCAGAUGAUUCCCUAUACCCACACUCUAAGCAACAGUCUUGCUGUGUUCAGCUAGCACAGCUCACCUCAUUAGGAGCUCAACCACUCUCCUCACUCAGCCUCUUUGUGUCUCUUUCUCCCUAUUAUGUGCCUUGGUCUGUUGUGUUCCUAUUACUCAAACUUUUCCUCAUCUUCUUUGCCAGGCAUCCUUGGCUGUCACUUAGAGCUAAUAGUAAUUUGCCACCCCAAGCCAGGGCCAGGAGGAUGAGGUUGCCACGUAGGGGCUCCAAAGAAGACUGGUCCCUAUCCACAAGUUUUUCCAUUACAGAUAGGCAGCUGGGGCAUUGUUGGCCUCUGAUGGUCAAACCAUGGCCAAAGUCCUGAUCCCCCUCCAUUGGUCCCAGUUUGGCCCUUAUCAAAUCAUCAAAGGAAAAGACACUGAUUCUUGGCUUUGUGGGUAGGAAGGGGCCUAAUUACUAUCCUAACAGCUCAAACAACAGUGGAACAGGGGAAGCUGGGCCUCAGGAGAGACCAUUGAAAAUGUUUCAGCACCAAAACCCCUGCUUCCAUUUCUCCUGCCCCACACCCACCAACUUAAUAGAGGGCAGUUCUGCAGGGCCUCCUUUGUUGCACAUGGUUUGAAUAGCUCUGAAGAAUCAGGCUACCACCCACUUCUCUCCAGAUGAAGGAAAGUCAUUCACAGGUCCCAAAUCUGCUCUAUCAGGUGUCACAUAACAGGGUGUCACUUCUACACACGUGCAUAUGCAUGUGUGGGCUUGUGUGCUUUUGGAGAGAAUAUUGGUUGGCAAAAGCAGCACAGUAUUAAUGUUUAGGGUAGGAUGCAGCCUCUUAUGAAUCCAUAGCCAAAUCUAGCAGAAUGAAUAAAAUUUGGGAGCUUGAGACCUGGUACAUUAAUUAAAUCCUCAAAAGGUUUGGAACAAAAUAAACACCUAAAAAUCUAGCUUUGGUAUGUAACUUGCCUACAAGGGUAAAAUAGUUUUAACCUGGUUAACAGCAGGAAGUUUGGUCUCAGAACUGAAAUCUCAUUUCAAGUCACACUUCUGCCAGGGCCUAAACUCUCUAUGAGAGCAUAAACUUUAAAAUGAUCUACAUAGGGGAUUGGAGUUGGGCAGGCUGUUCAGGAUUGGGUUUUUAAGGGAGCUCUGAAGUGGAAAAGUAGUCACUUUACAAAAUGGGAACAUCACUGGUUAGUGGCUGAGUGG